GGAGAGAAGGAGGAAGUAAAAGUGCAGCGAGGAGGAAGUCAGUCUGUCAUUUGAAGCUGUUUCUCUCUGGUACUAAAACACGCUGAACACCAUGGCUCAAGCAGACAUUGCACUCAUUGGUUUGGCUGUCAUGGGCCAAAACCUCAUCAUGAACAUGAAUGACCAUGGCUUCGUGGUGUGUGCUUACAACCGAACCGUGUCCAAGGUGCAUGACUUCCUGAAGAACGAGGCAAAGGGCUCCAAGGUGAUUGGAGCGGAGUCUCUGGAGGACAUGGUGGCCAAACUGAAGAAACCCAGGAGGAUCAUCCUGCUGGUCAAGGCUGGACAGGCUGUGGACGACUUCAUCGACAAACUGGUUCCUCUUCUCGAGGCCGGGGAUAUCAUCAUCGACGGUGGCAACUCUGAAUACAGAGACACAACACGGCGGUGCAAGAGUCUGCAAGAGAAGGGCUUGCUGUUUGUCGGCAGUGGAGUCAGUGGUGGAGAGGAAGGGGCACGUUAUGGACCCUCACUCAUGCCAGGAGGACAUAAAGAGGCCUGGCCACACAUAAAAGACAUCUUCCAGAGCAUCGCUGCCAAGGUGGGAAAGGAACCUUGCUGUGACUGGGUUGGAGAUGAGGGUGCUGGUCAUUUUGUGAAAAUGGUCCAUAACGGCAUUGAGUAUGGCGACAUGCAGCUGAUUUGUGAGGCCUAUCACCUGAUGAAGGAUGUUCUGGGUAUGGACCACGAAGAGAUGGCACAGGCGUUCGACAGCUGGAACAAGACAGAGUUGGACUCCUUCCUGAUCGAGAUCACGGCUAACAUCCUUAAGUACAGAGACUCCGAUGGUACACAUCUGUUGCCCAAGAUCCGCGACAGCGCUGGACAGAAAGGCACAGGGAAGUGGACGGCCAUUUCAGCCCUGGAGUACGGCACACCUGUGACUCUGAUCGGCGAGGCUGUCUUUGCCAGAUGCCUGUCCUCUCUAAAGGAUGAGAGAGUGGAGGCCAGCAAAAGCCUUUUAGGGCCACAGGGCAUCAAAUACAGCGGUGACAAGGCUUCCUUCCUGGAGGACAUCAGAAAGGCUCUCUACGCCUCCAAGAUCAUUUCCUACGCGCAGGGCUUCAUGCUGCUGCGGCAGGCGGCCAAAGAGUUCGGCUGGACCCUCAACUACGGCGCGAUCGCUCUGAUGUGGCGAGGAGGCUGCAUCAUCCGAAGCGUCUUCCUGGGUGAAAUCAAAGAGGCGUUUGACCGGGACGCUGAGCUGCAGAACUUGCUGCUGGACACGUUCUUCAGUAAUGCUGUGCAGGAAUGUCAGGAGUCAUGGCGCAGAACAGUCAGCACUGGAGUCCAGCAUGGCAUCCCGAUGCCAUGUUUCACCACAGCUCUGUCCUUCUACGAUGGUUACAGACAUGAAAAGCUGCCAGCCAAUCUCCUCCAGGCUCAGAGAGAUUACUUUGGAGCUCACACAUAUGAACUCCUGUCAGACCCCGGUCGUUUCAUCCACACCAACUGGACCGGCCACGGUGGGAACGUCUCCUCUUCCUCCUACAACGCUUAAGGAUCAUCUUCACGUCAUGGAAAGACGAGGGGAAGAUAUCUGUGAGAGAAGACAUGUUACACAUUCCAGCUUUAUAACCAUGCUCCCCCCCUCCACCCCAAACAAUCACCUUAAUCCGACUUUUUACUCCCCUCAAAGACGCACCGUUACAGUUUUAUUUAUCAAGAAGCGGAAUCAUAAAUUAUGUGUGUUGUAAACUCUUCAGCCUGUAGGACCAACCAACAAAGUGUUGACUCCUGGAUGCUAUCAGGCUAAAGUUGGGCCCAGAGUUCACGUUGUUAACACUGGAUUAAGUUGAACCAUUGCACUGUGCUGUAUUAGGCUAAAUAAAGAUCUCAAUCCCUUUAUAAUUAGCUUGUAUGCUCCUUACUCUCUGGUCGCCUUAAACAGGAUUGAGGUGUGUUUGUGUGUACAGCGCUAAAUCAGGCAACUAGUGACAUAAGGUGACGGGAUAUUCAGUAAGCCACAAUGGCGUAUCAAUACAUGUCUGAAGUGUAGAUAUAUAUACAGUGAAUGUUAAAAUAUACAAACUAGAAAGUGCACACCUCCCCUACAGUUGCAUAAUCCUACAAAUUGGCUAUUUCAGUGAUUAAAAAUAUUGUUUUAAUCUGUAUCUUGCCCCACAUCAAAAUUAAAUUUGGUGACAGACAA
Molecule: messenger RNA, 2191 nt
Organism: Sebastes umbrosus (honeycomb rockfish)
Lineage: Eukaryota; Metazoa; Chordata; Actinopteri; Perciformes; Sebastidae
Gene: pgd
Product: phosphogluconate dehydrogenase
Exons: 13
Coding region: 92-1540 (482 amino acids)
Biological process (GO): pentose-phosphate shunt; pentose-phosphate shunt, oxidative branch
Cellular component (GO): cytosol
Molecular function (GO): phosphogluconate dehydrogenase (decarboxylating) activity; NADP binding
Source: RefSeq, a predicted model, not a curated record